Molecule: messenger RNA, 1968 nt
Organism: Zingiber officinale
Lineage: Eukaryota; Viridiplantae; Streptophyta; Magnoliopsida; Zingiberales; Zingiberaceae
Product: CBL-interacting protein kinase 8-like
Exons: 15
Coding region: 180-1505 (441 amino acids)
Biological process (GO): signal transduction; protein phosphorylation
Molecular function (GO): protein kinase activity; ATP binding
Source: RefSeq, a predicted model, not a curated record
AAGAUACCACCGCUUUUGUUCGGUUCUCCACUAACGCUCUUCUCCCUGUUCACUCGACCUACUUCGAUUGGACUCCUCCUUUCCCUUGCGCGUUCAUCUUCCUCUUUCAUUUGUUCGAGAAUUAAGCGCGUCGUGCCCGAAGGACCCAACGGCUAGGCCUUCUGCGCGGAUUGCGGGCGAUGGUGGUGCGGCGGGUUGGGAAGUACGAGGUGGGCCGGACGAUUGGCGAGGGCAACUUCGCGAAGGUCAAGUUCGCGCAGAACACCGAGACCGGUGAGAGCGUCGCCAUGAAGGUGCUCGAUCGCGCCACCAUCAUCAAGCACAACAUGGUGGAUCAGAUUAAGAGGGAAAUUUCCAUUAUGAAGCUGGUUAGACAUCCCCAUGUUGUUCGCCUUCACGAGGUGCUGGCAAGCCGGACCAAGAUAUAUAUAAUCCUCGAAUAUAUUACGGGUGGCGAAUUGUUUGACAAGAUUAUUCGUCACGGGAAACUUAGCGAAGCUGAGUCACGGAGGUAUUUCCAGCAGCUCAUUGAUGGGGUGGGCUACUGCCAUAAUAAAGGGGUUUACCAUCGAGAUCUAAAGCCUGAAAACCUACUCCUAGAUUCACAAGGAAAUCUCAAAAUUUCAGAUUUUGGUCUCAGUGCCUUGCCUGCACAGGGAGAUAGUCUUCUCCGUACCACUUGUGGAACUCCUAACUAUGUGGCACCAGAGGUACUUGGUCACAAGGGCUAUAAUGGUGCUGUUGCUGAUACAUGGUCAUGUGGAGUCAUUCUUUAUGUUUUAUUGACAGGAUAUCUUCCUUUUGACGAAGUUGAUUUGGGUACUCUAUAUAGCAAGAUUGAUAAGGCAGAAUUUUCCUUCCCGUCAUGGUUUUCAGACGGUUCAAGAUCCCUUAUCCGUAGAAUUCUUGAUCCUAACCCUGAGACUCGUAUGCGAAUGGAAGAUAUCAGAAAUGACGAAUGGUUCAAGAAGAAUUAUGUGCCUGUUAGUCCAUUGGAAGUGGAAGAGGUUAACCUUGAUGAUAUAUAUGCUGUUUUCGAUGAAUCUGAGGUGAAUGAGCAAUCUAGGAACGAGGAGUUGGGCCCUCUAAAUCUCAAUGCAUUUGAUCUGAUAAUUCUCUCAGAGGGGUUGAAUCUAGCAGCAUUAUUUGAUCGAAGGCAGGAUUAUGCAAGGCAUAUAACACGAUUCCUAUCUCGCAAAUCAGCUAAAGUUGUAUUGUCAAGUAUGGAGGUUGUUGCACAAUCAAUGGGCUUCAAAACUCACAUCCGUAAUUACAAGAUGAGGGUGGAGGGCCUUACAGAAAAUAGAACUGCUCAUCUCUCAGUUGUGAUAGAAAUAUUUGAAAUUGCUCCAUCUUUUUUGAUGGUGAACAUUCAAAGAGCAUCUGGAGACGUGACAGAUUAUCUAAAGUUCACUAAAAACUUCCAUAGCAAACUGGAUGAAAUUAUCUGGAAGCCCGCUACUGAGAGGAACAAAACACGGUUCACCAGAAAGUCCAAACGCUGAAUCUUGUUUGCUAAGAUGGUCACAGACGAGGGAGACUUUUCUUGUUUGUAGCGAGUUUAUUCAACUACCAGGUACCUGCCAUCAGAGUAGCUAAAGAAUUCAGGCAUCAACAAUCGUUGCACCAAACUUGUUUGGCUUUGUUUCUCUACUAGUGUUGCCCACUUUGCUGGAUGCUUUUGUCAACAUGGAUGUAAUGUAUUCGAGAAUAGCAACUCUCGCCGUGCUGAGAUUUUUUUUUUGUGUGUGUUAUUGAUUGGGGCUAAUUGAGUCCUCUGUAGUCAGACAAUCGAUUGAGCAUGAUAUACCAUAUUGAUCGUGUUCAAUCACCACUGCUGUUGUCUAAGGUAUUGUAAGUUUGUAACCGCAGUUAUGCUUUUGGCCAUGCAAUGUUGCUGGUGCUUAAACAGCAAAGAGCUUGUACGUUCUUUGAUGCAAAUCUCCACUUGUUGUGCUUUUAUGUCUA